UUACAUCGAGGCGCCGGGGAGCAAGGAGCCGGAAGUGUCAGUCUCCCGGGUGAUGCUGCCGUGGUCACCUGCAGGGCUGUGCACUCCCGGGGCUGCAUUCAUACCUGAGCUCUAAGGGACAAGCAGUUCAGCCCUUUCUGUGCUGGCUGGGUUUGCUUGUAUUUGUUCCUAGUCACCGCUCAUGUAAUGCACUCCCUGAACCAGGAAAUUAAAGCAUUCUCCCGGAAUAAUCUCAGGAAGCAAUGCACCAGGGUGACAACGCUAACUGGAAAGAAAAUUAUAGAAACGUGGAAAGACGCCAGAAUUCAUGUUGUGGAAGAAGUAGAGCCGAGCAGUGGGGGUGGUUGUGGUUAUGUGCAGGAUCUUAGCUUGGACCUGCAAGUUGGCGUUAUUAAGCCAUGGUUGCUCCUGGGAUCACAAGAUGCUGCUCAUGACCUGGAUACACUGAAAAAGCACAAGGUGACUCAUAUUCUCAAUGUUGCAUAUGGAGUUGAAAAUGCUUUCCUCAGUGACUUUAUAUAUAAGAGCAUUUCUAUACUGGAUCUGCCCGAAACCAAUAUCCUGUCUUAUUUUCCAGAAUGUUUUGAAUUUAUUGAACAAGCAAAAAUGAAGGAUGGAGUGGUUCUAGUCCAUUGCAAUGCAGGGGUUUCCAGGGCAGCUGCAAUUGUGAUAGGCUUCCUGAUGAAUUCUGAAGAAAUCUCAUUUGCCACUGCUUUUUCUUUGGUGAAAAAUGCAAGGCCUUCCAUAUGUCCAAAUGCUGGCUUCAUGGAACAGCUCCGUACAUAUCAAGAGGGCAAAGAAAGCAAUAAGUCUGACAAAAUACAGGAAUUAGAAGGAGACAACAGUUCAUGAGUUACAUUCUAGCAGAUGAUGGACAACUAGUUUCUGAAUUGGCUUCUAUAACCACCUUUCCCCUUUUUGUAGACUAAUAAAAACUUCCUUUUCUCUUGCCUUUUUUUUUUUUUAGUGAAAAUGAAGGUCAAUUGAUUGUCCUGAGAUAGCAUAUAAAUAAUUUUAAAAAUUAUAUCAUGUUUUCUUUGGUAUUAUAAUGUGUGAUUAAAUGCUUCUUUGAUUUGCUAAGGGAGAAUAACAAUGUAUUACCAAUAAUUGAUUUCUGUAGAAGAAAAAAUGCUUAAAUUUAAAAAUCUGUGUUAGAGCAUGGAAAGGUUAAAUCAGUGAUUAAGACUUUUCUAUUCCAGCAACUGUAUCCAGGAAGGAAAAAACUUGAAAUGCUACUUGACUUACCAUUUCAGAAGGAGAUAAAUUUCUUCAUAAAUAAUUUAAGAUUAAAAACCAAUAUUGUGCCCUAGCUGGUUUGGCUCAGUAGAUAGAGCAUCGGCCUGCAGACUGAAGGGUUCCAGGUUUGAUUCCAGUUAAGGGCACAUGCCCGGGUUGCCGGCUCGAUCCCCAGUAGGGGGCGUGCAGGAGGCAGCCAAUCAGUGAUUCUCUCUCACCAUUGAUUUUUCUAUCUCUUCCUUCUUCUCUGAAAUCAAUAAAAAUAUAUAUAUUAAAAAAACAACAAUCAAUACUGUAAACCUUCCAAAAGAAGUAACCAAAAUGUGAAGGUUUACACAAUAUUUACAUAGUGGUUACAGUAUUCACAAAAUUUUUAUGUCCUUUUGUACCCACUUUUUAUUUUGAUUUUUAAAAUUAUAUACCCUGCAUUUAUUUAUAAGUUUUUGUGUAGAUUUUUUCUCUUACAUUAUUGUGAGCUUAUGGUUCUUUAAUUAGGUGAUCUAGUCUCUUGCAUUGUGUGUUUUUCAUCUUGGGUCCCUAGCAUUCUGUUUUUUGGGUCCCAGGCAUAAUUUUUUUAUCUUCUUAGAUCUGUGGAAAAACAUUUUGUACUGAAAGUUUGUUUUUUAGUUGUCAUUUGUUCAAUGAUCUGUUUUCUAGUUCAAUAUUCUACUAGAUAACAUAUUUAAAGGAAACAAGGAUUAUGGCUUUAUAAGAAAUUUUAAAUAUAUUGUUAGAAAGCCUAAAAUUAUUUAUAAUGUUACCUCUGGCCAGAGGCUUUGAAUGGUUUGUUUUUUAAAAAUAAAGUCUCCAUAUUGGCAAGGCUGACCUCCACAUUAUAAAUUUGCUUAAAGAUAUUCUUUGACUUAUUCAAAAUAAAAUGUACUUAAAAUUAAUAUAAUUAUAAAAUGAUUUAUUCAAUAGCUUUCAAGCAACCUUCCAUGACUUAGAAAAUAUCAUAGCCAUUAAGAUUUUAUUAAGAAAGUCGGAUCUUCUUAAAUACAUAUUCUAGAGAGCUAGUAUACUGCCAUAUGUAAGUUGGAAAGUGCUCAUUGAGCCCAGCUGUGCAUUUGAGAAAGUAGGCCUUCCUGUGCUGCCAGGAGCAAACAGGCGUGAUAAAUGCAAAUUAUGUCUCGAGAUUGCUUAUAGCUUGAUAAGAUGCUAUCACGUGCAAAACUAUGAACUCUGCUUCUGUUGAGAAGCAGUGUAAAUGUCAUCAACCUACUGUGAGCUGUCUGAAGCCAACCAAGGCAGACAGAAUCCUCUUAAAUAUGAGACUGAUGUUGUCCCUGUAGUCAGUAUUGCUGAGGGUUUGCAGGGUGAACCUUUUCCAUUCACAUGAAACCAUUUAUUUAAACACAUUUUCUUUUGCUAGGUGCUAUUUAGUUUUCAGCCAUUAAAUGUUGUAACCUGAAGCCUGAAUAGAACUGGUUCAUAAUGGGUAGUGUAUUACUUAUGUCUGUAUUUUGUGUGCUUAGCUGUUGCCUGUAGUGAUCUGGUUAUGGUGUAAGCGCAUAUCUUCUGUAUCAUCUACAGAAGUGCUUUGAGCAUCUGUUUUAUUUUAUCUUAAAUGAUAGCAGUUUGCUAUAUCUAAAAUAGAUCAACAAAUGUAACUCACUCUUUUAAAUUAGGGGUACUAUGGAAGGCAAUGAUGGGAAAUAUGUAUAUAGUAUGUUUAUUGUGUUUUCCAUGGAUAUGUCACUCUGUCACACCUGAUUAUUUAUAAAAAGGAAUGUUAUCAUUAUAAUUCUUUAUCUCAUGUAUUAUACAUUUAAAAAUAUAUACCAAAUAUAGAUCUGUUUUGAAGGAAAGGGAA
Molecule: messenger RNA, 3049 nt
Organism: Myotis lucifugus (little brown bat)
Lineage: Eukaryota; Metazoa; Chordata; Mammalia; Chiroptera; Vespertilionidae
Gene: DUSP19
Product: dual specificity phosphatase 19
Exons: 4
Coding region: 187-852 (221 amino acids)
Biological process (GO): regulation of MAP kinase activity; protein dephosphorylation
Cellular component (GO): cytoplasm
Molecular function (GO): JUN kinase phosphatase activity
Source: RefSeq, a predicted model, not a curated record